Protomyces lactucae-debilis is the source of this 690-nucleotide messenger RNA. RefSeq lists its product as uncharacterized. The transcript has a single exon. Gene Ontology annotation, biological process: endocytosis; actin cortical patch assembly; actin cortical patch localization. The record is from RefSeq and is a predicted model, not a curated record. Gene Ontology annotation, cellular component: actin cortical patch. NCBI's taxonomy places the organism in Eukaryota, Fungi, Ascomycota, Taphrinomycetes, Taphrinales, Protomycetaceae. Gene Ontology annotation, molecular function: Arp2/3 complex binding. The annotation marks the transcript as partial.
CUCGCGAUUGCUGUGCUGUAUGAACUUUGUCGGAUGCAAAAGCUCUCCCGGACAGAUCUUGCUAGCUUCGACCAAGAGGCGAUCUGGUUCCUGAUGCGCUAUGUCGAAUUCGGUCGCGACGAGGAAGACCCUUUCUCAUACAAAUGCAUCAAGCUGCUCGUCGCUCUCAAUGAACAGUACAUGGUCUCUUCUCUUCCACAGACACAACAGCCAUUUCCCCGAUCGCCGUCAAACACGUCGCUGGCUCUGGCCGAUAAUGCAUCUCAAGACCCACAAGAGAAUUGCAUCAUCAAGGUCCUUUCUAUGCAUGGCCCGCGUUUCAAGUGCUUUGGCGAGAAUCUUAUCCGUCUUUUGAACAGAGAGCGCGAUCCAUCUGUUCAGUUAUUGAUCCUCAAGGUGCUCUUUCUUUUGUUCACCAACGAGGCCACAUAUGAAUAUUUCUUUACCAACGACCUGCAUGUACUGGUUGAUGUCUUUAUCAGAGAACUGUAUGACUUACCACUUGAGUCAGAAGCCCUGCGACAUACUUACCUCCGAGUGCUGCACCCACUGUUAAUUAAUUCACAACUUUGUGAGCCACCGCACUAUAAGGCCACGGAGCUCGUCAAGCUAUUGACAUCACUCAACGUCGAAUGCAGUCAUUUCGGACCUGUUGGAGCAACAACUGUACGAUUGCUAGCAAGAUGUCUG